AUGUCUUGGGACGAUGGAUCACACGCGAAGGUGAAGAAAGUGCAGCUUACGUUCGAUGAGAUCAUUUACUCAAUCCAGGUCACGUACGACGGAUCCCUUCAAUCCCAGCUUCGCGGCUCCGUUGGUCCCAAAAACGCUGAGUUCACUUUGGCUUCAGACGAGUACAUAACUGCCCUUUCUGCUUACGGCAAAACGUUGACCUCCCAAGAAGUUAUAGCAGCGUUGACUUUCACUACCAACAAGACGACUUAUGGACCGUACGGAACCAAAUCCGGUUACCAGAUUUCUGCUCCUGAGGCUACCGGUAAACAGAUCUCCGGUUUUCUUGGUAGCAGUGGCAACGUUCUCAACUCCAUCGACGUUCACUACGCUCCAAAGCCCGGCAGUGGAACAGGAACCGGAACCGGAACUGGCACUGGCACUGGUACAGGAACCGGAACCGGCACUGGUACAGGAACCGGAACCGGAACCGGAACUGGCACUGGCACUGGUACAGGAACCGGAACCGGAACUGGCACUGGCACUGGUACAGGAACGGGAACCGGAACUGGCACAGGAACCGGAACUGUGGCCCAAAAACUGGAAGCACAAGGUGGCACCGGAGGCACAGCAUGGAACGAUGGAUCCGAUCAAGACGGCGUGACAAAGAUAUACGUAAGAUCUGGUGAUAAGGGCAUUCAGUCAGUCAAGUUCAACUAUGUGAAAGCCGGACAAGCAAAACUAGGAGCUCUCCACGGUGUGGAUGAUAGAAGAGGUUCAACGAAAGAGAUUGUGAUCAACCAUCCAGAUGAGUAUCUGAUUUCCGUUGAGGGUUGGUAUGAUUCCUCCAAUGUCAUUCAGGGAAUCCAAUUCAAAUCCAACAAGAAGACUUCUGAUUACAUCGGCUAUGACUUUGAUGGUACUGGUCCUAAAUUUACUCUCCAAGUUCAAGACAAGAAGAUCAUUGGGUUUCAUGGUUCUGCCGGCACCUAUCUCAAUUCCAUUGGAGCUUAUUUCGUUCCAUUAGCCUCCACCUCCACUCCAGCUCCUGCCCCUGCGAAGAAGUUAGAAGCCAAGGGUGGUGCAACAGGAGUUGUGUGGGACGAUGGUCAUUACGACGAUGUUAAAAAAGUAUAUGUUGGACAAGGCCAAGAUGCUAUUGGAGCUGUCAAGUUUGAGUACGUAACUGGUUCCAAAGUAACCACGUUGGAACAUGGAAAGUCAACUUUGCUUGGAUACGAGGAGUUUGCGCUUGAAUCAGGUGAAUACAUAACAUCCGUGGAAGGCACCUACGACAAAAUCUUUGGGACUGACAGUGAUGUUGUAACGAUGCUCAUUUUCAAGACUAACAAGAACAGAACAUCUGACCCGUUUGGGCUUGAAGGUAGCACAAAGUUCGUUUUCAAGGAGGAAGGUUACAAGAUUGCCGGGUUCCAUGGACGAGCUGGCCAGACUACUAUUCAUGCUAUUGGAGUUUAUGUAGCUCCAGUAGGCACCACCCCCUUGAAUCCUGCACAACCAACCAACUGA
This is a messenger RNA of Microthlaspi erraticum, 1509 nucleotides long. NCBI's taxonomy places the organism in Eukaryota, Viridiplantae, Streptophyta, Magnoliopsida, Brassicales, Brassicaceae. The record is from the annotation of a GenBank genome assembly.